ACCCAGGGCGGGGAGGGCGGGGCAGCCCGGUGCGCAGGCGCGGGCAUCCCACAACCGGAAGCAGCGCGGGGCCAGGCAUGGCGGCGGCGGCUGCGGCGGCCCAGGGUGUCUCCGCGACCCAAAGAGAGGAGCCGGUUCGAGACGAUGCCGCCGUGGAGACAGCUGAGGAGGCAAAGGAGCCGGCUGAGGCUGACAUCACUGAGCUCUGCCGGGACAUGUUCUCCAAGAUGGCAACUUACCUGACUGGGGAACUGACGGCCACCAGCGAAGACUAUAAGCUCCUGGAAAAUAUGAAUAAACUAACCAGCCUGAAGUAUCUUGAAAUGAAAGAUAUUGCUAUAAACAUUAGUAGAAACUUAAAGGACUUAAACCAGAAAUAUGCUGGACUGCAGCCUUAUCUGGAUCAGAUCAAUGUAAUUGAAGAGCAAGUAGCAGCUCUUGAGCAGGCAGCCUACAAGUUGGAUGCAUAUUCAAAAAAACUGGAAGCCAAGUACAAGAAGCUGGAGAAGCGAUGAAAAACUUAUUCCUGUGGAACAAAGUCUUUUUUAACAUGGAAGAACGUUUUAUAAGACCUGAAUCCUGAGGCUGAUGAAUUGUCAGAACUCCUCAAGAGGAAACUAUGCUGGUCGUCCCAGAAACGUCCCAACAUUGGAGUGAACUGGAGGACUGUGGCUACCCCUGAACUUCUUUUGAGGCAGUAUCCCUCAGAAACUCACACUUAAAACUCCUUACCUUUUACUUGAAUGUUUCAUCAUCCACUCAGGACAGAGUCUCUCAGAGUUCAGGAUAAACCUGGGCUUGCCAGUAGAAUCAAAUGAGAGGACCCAUUUUCUCUCAUAGUGGUUGAGUACUACAUUAUUUUCUUAAUGGCUGGUUUUUUUGAGUUUCUGUGUCAACAGUGUUUUUUUCUAUUAAUGAUGCUGAUGUAUUGCUAAUAUCCUAAAUUAAAAAAGGAAAACAAACUUGUUCUUUACAGAUUA
Mirounga angustirostris (Northern elephant seal) is the source of this 980-nucleotide messenger RNA. RefSeq names its product biogenesis of lysosomal organelles complex 1 subunit 2 (gene BLOC1S2). NCBI's taxonomy places the organism in Eukaryota, Metazoa, Chordata, Mammalia, Carnivora, Phocidae. Bases 78 to 515 code for a protein of 145 amino acids. Gene Ontology annotation, molecular function: gamma-tubulin binding. Gene Ontology annotation, cellular component: BLOC-1 complex; BORC complex; gamma-tubulin complex. The record is from RefSeq and is a predicted model, not a curated record. The transcript has 5 exons. Gene Ontology annotation, biological process: endosomal transport; lysosome localization.